Messenger RNA from Fonticula alba, 1092 nucleotides. RefSeq lists its product as hypothetical. Bases 1 to 1092 code for a protein of 363 amino acids. The transcript is spliced from 6 exons. The record is from RefSeq and is a predicted model, not a curated record. Gene Ontology annotation, biological process: nuclear-transcribed mRNA poly(A) tail shortening; regulation of DNA-templated transcription. Gene Ontology annotation, cellular component: P-body; CCR4-NOT core complex; nucleus. Lineage: Eukaryota; Rotosphaerida; Fonticulaceae.
AUGGCUCAACGGAAACUACAAUCUGAGAUUGAAAAGACCUUCAAGCGGGUGUCCGAGGGCCUGAACACCUUCGAGGACAUCUACUCCAAACUCCAGCCCAACUCCACCUCCACCAAUCUCAAGGAGAAGUAUGAGGCCGACCUGAAGCGCGAGAUCAAGAAGCUCCAGCGCUACCGCGACCAGAUCAAGACCUGGGGCUCCUCCAGCGAGAUCAAGGACAAGAAGGCCCUGUCGGAACACCGGCGCCAGAUUGAACAUGCGAUGGAACGCUUCAAAGCCCUGGAAAAGGAGAUGAAAACCAAGGCCUUUUCCAAGGAGGGGCUGGCAUCAACACGCGUGGACCCACGGGCCCAGGCCAAAAACGACACCAUAAAGUGGAUCUCGGAGGCUGUCGAGCGCCUGACCUUCCAGAAUGAGAAGCUGGACGCCGACUUGGAGCUCCUCCAGACCAAGAAGGGCCGGCAGGUCAUCGAGCAGAAGGAGGCCCUGCUGGAGCGCAUCCGCCAGUACCAAUAUCACAUCAACAUCCUGGAGCGCCUGCAGCGGCAAAUCGACAACAACACCGUGAAUCCGGAGGACGUGGACCGGAUCCGCGAGGACGUCAUGUACUACGUGGACAACAGCGAAUAUGUGGAUGGCGGGGACCCGGACGACGUGCCCUACGACUCGGUCCCAUACGACUCGAUCAUCAGCAUCGAUGAUGAUGAGUUCUUCCCCCAGAGUGAGGACGAUCUGCCGACCGGGGGGUCUUCGCAUCGGGCGUCGGUGUCCGGGUCGCCGGCCACCAGCGCCGCGUCGACCCCGGCCCCGGGCGGCGGCCCGGGCGACGAGUCGGACGAGCACUCCGACUCAUCGUCGGCCGACGAGUCGGCCACGCCCCACCCGGAGGAGCCGGCCCAGUCGCAGCUCAAGGCCACCUCGCCGGCCGCCGGCAAGGGAGCCGCCGCCACGCCGCAGGGCACGGCCGCCUCUUCGCGGGCCUCCACCCCGCCCACGCAGCCGGAGCCCAAUGCCGGCCAGCCGGCCGAUGAGCUUGGCGCCCCGACGCCCGAGCACUUUGAGGGUGCGUCUUUGGCCCCUGUCGCCCACUGA